CUUCAGUUCGAUUUCAUUUAAUCGUCGAUGCGGUCGUGAGUCUUGUCUACUAAGUAUUUUUACAAUACUGCAGCAUGAAGCAGUUCUUUUUGCUUUCGUUUUUCACGAGCUUCCUUGUGACUGUCACACACGGAGCAUCUAACUUAGUGUGCUAUUAUGAUUCAUCGAGCUACACACGUGAAGGGUUAGGCAAACUGUUAAAUCCGGACUUGGAAAUCGCUUUACAGUUCUGCUCGCACUUGGUCUACGGAUAUAUGGGCCUUCGUGGCGACAACUAUCAGGCAUACAGCUUGAAUGAAAAUUUGGACAUCUAUAAACAUCAGUUUUCCGAAAUAACAGCCUUCAAGCGAAAAUAUCCACAUCUGAAGGUGCUACUCAGCGUGGGCGGCGAUCGUGACAUCGAUGCGGAACACCCAAACAAGUACAUUGAGCUACUCGAAGGGGAGAAGGUGCGUCAGACGGGAUUUAUCCAAUCGGCCUAUUCGUUGGUUAAGAACUACGGCUUUGAUGGCUUGGAUUUGGCAUAUCAGUUCCCCAGAAACAAGCCCAGAAAGGUGCACGGCGAGCUGGGCGCAGUCUGGAAGAGUUUCAAGAAGCUGUUCACUGGCGACUUUAUAGUUGACAACAAUGCGGCUCUGCACAAGGAACAGUUUACAGCGUUUGUUCGAGAUGUGAAGGAUUCGCUACGUGCUGAUGGAUUUUUACUCAGUUUGACUGUGCUCCCGAAUGUUAACUCCACCUGGUAUUUUGACAUACCAGCGCUGAACGGGCUCGUUGACUUUGUCAACUUGGCCGCAUUUGACUUUCUAACGCCGGAACGCAAUCCCGAAGAGGCCGAUUAUACGGCUCCACUGUACGAAUUGGCAGCCCAAAACCGUCUGCCGCACUACAAUGUUGAUUUUCAGGUGCAAUAUUGGCUUCAGCAAGGAUUUCCAGCCAGCAAGCUUAAUUUGGGAGUAGCCAGCUAUGGAAACGCAUGGAAACUGUCUGCUGAAUCAGGCCUUGAAGGGACACCCGUUGUCCCUAACACCGAAGGACCUGCUCCGGAAGGUCUGCAAUCUCAAAAGGCUGGUCUGUUAAGCUAUCCAGAGAUCUGCGCCAAGCUGUCCAAUCCGCAAAACCAAUAUCUCAAGGGAAAUGACUCGCCAUUAAGGCGUGUGAGCGAUCCUUCUAAGCGUUACGGAAACUACGCAUAUCGUGCGGUCGAUGGGGCCACAACUGAGGGUAUUUGGAUUAGCUAUGAUGAUCCCGAUGCCGCCUCGAACAAGGCAGCCUAUGUACGUGCCAAAAAUCUGGGCGGUGUGGCUUUGUUCGACCUGGGCUACGACGAUUUCCGUGGACAGUGCACUAGUGACAAAUAUCCAAUCCUGCGUUCCAUUAAAUAUCGACUUUAAAUUGAAUUGUGUUCAUAUAAAGCUCAUAUUAAUAAACAGAAGAUGAAAUUUC
Molecule: messenger RNA, 1446 nt
Organism: Drosophila virilis
Lineage: Eukaryota; Metazoa; Arthropoda; Insecta; Diptera; Drosophilidae
Gene: Idgf2
Product: Imaginal disc growth factor 2
Biological process (GO): chitin catabolic process; carbohydrate metabolic process
Cellular component (GO): extracellular region
Molecular function (GO): chitinase activity; chitin binding
Source: RefSeq, a predicted model, not a curated record